UUUCCUGUGAGAGAUGUAUCGCCCACAUUCUCUGUUCACUUAUAAACGGUCUCCAGAUUUCGGGAAUGCAGAUGUUGCUCUUUUGUGCGCCUCGUUUCCGCACUGUCAUUAUUUCCGUUAUGUCGAUUUGCGAAGAGUAACGGUCUCAAAACGGAGAAUAGCAAGCAUCACUGUGAACUGUUUGGAAGUGUUUCGCCGGCGCGAUGGGGGACAUCGAGGCUCGGGAGAGUAACCGAUCACGCGAGGCUGGAGUUCGCUCUCUUCUCCCGAGUAAAGAGUUCAUCUCCUCCCGAAAAGGACAACUUCUGAUCGGUGAAGUGGUGCUGUCGUUCAUCAGUUUUGUGUGUUUUGCUGCCUCAACAGCGGCUGCCUUUGUCACAGCUCCUUUCAUUGAAUUCUUAGCAGGCCUCUUCCUGCUCUUUGCUUAUUCUACAAAGUUCAAUGAGAGAUUCAAGGGCUUUCACUGGCCCCUCAUGGACUUCCUGCGCUGUGUCAGUGCCUCCAUUAUCUUUUUCAUAAUCUCUAUAAUAUCCGUGUCAAAGUAUCCGGAUGGAGCCUCCAAGGCUGCUGGGGUCUUUGGUUUCAUAGCCACAAUAAUUUUUGCCCUGGAUUUUUAUUUCAUCUUUAAUGAACUGGCUAACUUCCUCAAGGGAGGUGAUUCCAGUGAGGAACCACCCAAUACACAAGAUGAUGACUCAGACUCUGACUCUGACUAAAGCUGUGAUUGUGUCCGAGAAGAUCUGGUAUGUGACCACUACAGUGCCUGAUAACCAAAAAACAGACUUUGGAAUGUCCCCAGAAGUGUACCAUUUAUUAUGUCUAUGUACUGCCUCUAAACAGCUUAUGUGUACUUUUUGUAUUGUUUACAUAUUGUGUUCAUUUUUAUGUGCAAGCCUUUUUCUACUUCUAUACCUGGGAUGUUUGUGCGUGUUUAUGAAUUCAGAGUUAUUUUCUCCAAAUAUUUUCUCUUAAAACUGACCUUGCAUUACCUUGGCGAUGAAGCCCGGUACUGGGUAUAAUGCUUUUUUUUUUUUAUGUUUUGCACCAAAUAAAAAGGUUUACAUCCUAUCUGAAAAUAGCAGGUGGUUGUCUGGUCAGAGCCACCUGUCGCAUUUCCACAGGUCUACACAUUGGUGUUCAUUUUAUGUCUGGCCAAAGUACUGCAAAAAAUGGCAGUAAUUUUCUUGUAGUGCCCAAUUAGCAAUGCCAUUAGUGCACUGCCCUGCAAUUGAACCUGUAAAAACAUUUAAGUGGGAGCUUUAGCAGUGCUUUAAUGGAGUGUCUCCUGGUUUCUGUAUUCUCAGGCAUGCUGCAUUUAUCCACAUAAAAUAUAUUCUAGUGUUUCUGUGAAGGACUGAUAAGCUUCAAGGAUUGUUUUGGAAACUGUUAGACUGCCACAACAAUAAAUAUAUUUUGUGCA
Myxocyprinus asiaticus (Chinese sucker) is the source of this 1420-nucleotide messenger RNA. RefSeq names its product CKLF-like MARVEL transmembrane domain containing 3 (gene cmtm3). Bases 204 to 716 code for a protein of 170 amino acids. NCBI's taxonomy places the organism in Eukaryota, Metazoa, Chordata, Actinopteri, Cypriniformes, Catostomidae. The record is from RefSeq and is a predicted model, not a curated record. Gene Ontology annotation, cellular component: membrane. The transcript is spliced from 5 exons.